Messenger RNA from Catharus ustulatus (Swainson's thrush), 7885 nucleotides. It is a transcript of the gene ARHGEF4, whose product is annotated as Rho guanine nucleotide exchange factor 4. The transcript has 15 exons. The coding region runs from base 926 to 6478 and encodes 1850 amino acids. Gene Ontology annotation, biological process: intracellular signal transduction. NCBI's taxonomy places the organism in Eukaryota, Metazoa, Chordata, Aves, Passeriformes, Turdidae. The record is from RefSeq and is a predicted model, not a curated record. Gene Ontology annotation, molecular function: guanyl-nucleotide exchange factor activity; protein binding.
AAGACUGUCUGCUUCUAAAAAGAAGUGCCAAAGAAGUGCUGUAAGAACUGCAGGAGAAACAGAAGAGAGUACUUCUGAGAAGACACAGUGCCACACUGAGACCCCACAGCCAGUUGAAAACUACAUCAGUGAAGGAGAGUUUGAAGACGAUCUGAAUUCUACCCCAAGCACAACCGAGCUGGAGGUGCGUGGAUCCAGCCAAGAAACAGAUGAAGAUUAUUUUGAAACUGUGUCACAUCAGAGUGGAUCUUUGUCAGAUGUGAAAACUGAGCCUUAUGAGAGUGCAUCAGACACAGAAUCCCUUUCCAGUGACAUAACUGGGAAUGCUUGCUCGGAUUCAAACUGCCUGUUCACUGAAAAAAAGCCCCUGUGCUGUAAUCUUCCCAAAGAAAAGGCAGAAACCUUCCAUGGACUGAAGUGCUCCAGGCAACCAGAGUUCACCCAGCACCUACAGCUACAAUUGUCCUCCAAAAUAAAAGAAGCACCAAACAAAACUGAAUUUUGCAUACAGUUUGCAGAUUUAGAGGGUGAAGAAUUCAGUGAUGAAGCGCUAAGGUUAUCUAGUGAUAUUUCCACUGCAGAGAGCCAAGUCUACGAAGAGGGCAUUUUAUCACAGACCAAGAGAAAAUCUGUAACAGCACUGCAGAGUAAGGCAGAGUUAGAAAGCAGUGAAGUGCAGUCCUGUACCAACUCAGUAUUUACAGAAAACAAUGAUGCAAGACUGAAGGAACAUCCUGCACUAUUUAGCAUUGCUUGUUUCAAAGCAAACUCAGAAAGUUGUUUGAUUUUUCCUGAGGUACAGCAGUUUUCCUUCAGGUCAGAUGCAGCACCAAGCUAUAGUUUGCCUAAUCUUCAUUUUGAAACAAAUGGACCCAACUGUAAAAGUGACACUGAGACAUCUGACUGUAGGUGUGAAUUAGAGUCUAUGUCCAGGGUGAAAUGCAGCAGGAGGCAUUCAGCUGACAGUGAGGACACUACAGGUAAAAGGAUAAAACAUGGAAGUACAGACACCAUGUUAACAUCAGAUUCACUCUUCUACCAGAGUUGCUUCAACCCAAAAUCUCGGCUACCACACACAAGGUCAGAGAUUACAGAAAGUAAAACAUGGCACAGUGUACCUGAAAAUAUCAGUGCUCAAAGUGAGUCAGAAUGUGUGCUGAGCUGUAUUCACCCAACAGACAAAUUUAGAUGGUCAUGUUCCAGAAUACAUCUUCAGGAGCUGGAUUUUGAAUACACCUGGAAAAAAUUUGGAAGGAUAACUGUAAACCCUGAAAAGGCUAUAGAAAUAGAAGGCAAAUUUGGCAUAGAAAGAUCUCUUCUUGAUACUGACACAGACUCAAAGGAGUGUCAGGCUUCUCAACCUGCAGCCUCUCCCCAGUGCAUUGAUUAUUAUUUGCACUCUAAAUCAGAGACAUGUGGCCUUAGCCCAGAGCCAGCUGGUACUUGUGCUGACAGCUUAACAUGGAGUGAUGCUUGUGAGGGCAAUCCAAACCUAAAGGAGACAUCUUCUUCCCUGGAUUGUGAUGCAGUGAUCAUAAACACCGAGGAACUUACGCAUAACAAUGAGUACAAAGCUGAAAGAGAUCUGGAAGCAAGCAGAUUCCCAUGUAAUAUUGAUGUUGGAUCCGACACUGGGGACACUGCAAACCCUGCAGCUUCCCAUGCAGGUGUUCCUGCUCUUGUGGAAAGCAGAGACUAUGAUUGCUCUGUAAAUUGUGUUUCCAAUAGUGGAAUACACCACAAACAUUUGGUGGAGAAUGGCCUUGAAUCUGAACUGUCAGAUACGGAGAUUGUGGCAGGAGAAAGCUGGGAAGAUGAUUCUUCCAAUCUUGGCUUUGGUUGGAAAGUCCUGGAAACUGCAACACAACCAGAUAGCAGUGACAGAGAGGCAGAGCAUGGAGAGUCCGUGCAGCAAAAUCUGAGUUGCACAACUGGUGCCUUAAGGAGCCACUCGGAGCUAGGAACAAAUGAACAUCCUACUCAUACAGGAGAGGGUGAAGAGAGUGUCUUUGCUGUUGAAAGGACUUCCAGAUCAGAUUAUGUAAGGCAGGAAGGGGAUUUAAAGACUAUUCCAGAAUUAAAGCCUGCCCUAAUUAUAGUCUCUGUAGAGGAGAGAGGAUUACAGUCCAAAACACUGAAUGAUAACCAUCCUACUGAAGUGGUAGCUGGAACAUUGGGAAAUGUAGUGAGCAAGGAUUUGAUGUCUCCUCAUACUGCCAGUAAAGCUCAUGACGAGCCAGAGACAGUUCUGAGUGAAAGCUGUAACUGUGAAGAACAAAUUCUGGCCGCCCUUCCCAUUCCUGGCAGUGCAGAGGUACUUGCUGGUAGGGAUACAGCUGAAGUAAAAGCAGAAAUUUCAGAAGAGAAAAGAGAGAAAACAGAAGCAGUUUCAUCCUUUGGGUUCACCUGUAGUAAUUCUGCAGUAGCAAGUGCAAAAGUGGAAUUCAGGAAUGUUGCUGUACCAUUAGACAGUGAUACACUUAUUGCAGAAAGUCAGAUUUUUCUGUGUGAGAAAUCACUUAUAAGAUCCCCCAGAGGGAGCAGUGUGAAGGUGUCUGAGGAAGAACGCUGCAGAACAGGGAUGCUGUUGACUAGUCCAGUGACAACGGAGACUAGCAGCAGAAUAAGAAGUUUGUAUCAGGGAGGUGGUGCUGGUGUCAGCCUUCAAGGACCCUGCCUUGUCUCUGGGCAAGGAGUAGGCAGGCGAGGAAAGGAAAGCUGUAAUGGCUCAAAGGAAGGAACAGGUAUUUGUGAAGAACCCUCUCGUAGGGAAGGAAAGCAGGGCUUUCCUGCAGAAGACACCUCUAGCCCCAGCAAAGACAGUGCACUCAGUCUGGAUGUGUCUGAUGUCUUUGAUGAGUCUCUGAACAGGGAGUCCCACAGCACUUUCAUGCUGGGCCUGGAUAAUGUAAGUACCUGCAGCACUAACAGCGAGGAACUGGAUGAGAACUCAUCCCACACCCUGGGAAGUAACAGCAGUCUUCAUAAAGCUGUACAAAAACCUGCAAAGAAUGAGAAUGGCGGGAAAACUUCCAGGUUUUUAGUAUUCUCAAAAAUGACAUCUUCCAGAAAAGCUAAGUCUGCCUCAUUGGAAAACCAGGGAAGCAGCAGUAUCUUUGGCAGCAAGGCAAAGACUGAAGAACUGGAUAUUGCGAAGGAUGAUGAAGACACUGCAAGUUUACUGUCUUUCAAAAGUUGUUCAUCUGGCUUAGUCUUCCACAGGAAGGAAAGUUACACCUCUGAGUACUCUGAUGAUGAUGAUUUAUUUUAUGAGAGACCUGCAGGAUUGUUCAACAGGUUGAGCCUGAGGAAGGCCUCUGGCUCUGGUCGGAUACUGAUGGAAGAUGCAGAUAGGCAGGUUUCAGGUUCAUAUGAAAACAAUGACAGUGAACCUGCGGAGCAUUCAUGGAAUAGAAAAUCAUUCCCUGAAAAUGAACACAAAAGAAACAAAACCCCUGAGGGUAAGAAGUUCAGGACAAGGUUGGCCUUGGCACACAAAUCCCUCUCAAGCUUAUUUGAGUCCAAAUGUCCAGAAAAGGAAAACACUGAGCAAAGCUCAAAAGCCUCAGUGAAAAAUGAAAAGGAGAAAGCCAAAUUUCGCCAGAGCGCCUGGAAAGCUUUUCUAAAAAGCAAGGAGGCAGAUGGACUAAAAAGGCCUGUCUUAAUAAGUUUAUCAUCCACACAGGAGAGUCUCAAUGCAACCAAUGGCCACCUGUUAACAUCAGUAGAGCGACAGCACAGCUCCAAUGGACACACCUUUUUAAAAACAGAAACACAUAAUGUCUCCUCAACAGACUCCAGCUAUUUUGACAGCUCUGUGGAGCCUGUUGAUGCCUCUUCACCUUCACAUAUGUGGAGAAGACGAAUACAGUCCCAUGACUUGGGUAUCAGAUACUCACAGAGUUCAGACUGUGAUGAACAGCAGGAGGUUCUGAGCAACAGUUUAAAUACCUCUCUAGAGGAGUACUGGAUGAAAUCUCCAUAUAGCCCCGCUGACUUGCAGCUGGCAUUUAGUCAGACAAGUCCAUCAUGCCCCCAGCUCUCAAAUUCUGAUGGCAAAGACAUGCCUUGUAGGCCCAUGAGUCCCAAACCUCAGAGUCCACGAUCCACUUCUAAACACAGGAACUUCCGCUAUCCUGGGCGGGUUUACGCCACUUCCAUGAUCUCUCUUGGAAACAGCUCUGGAGUGGAAAGCAGUCUGGAGGCUCCUGAGAGACCAAAGACACUGAAACCCAGAGGAAGUCUCCUACACUCGUUGGAUGACUUCCAGAGGGAUGACAGUGGCAUAAGCAGUCAGUCCCAGAUCAGCUUAAAUACAGAUUCUUCCACUAGUGACAUGCUCCGAGAUGAGUUUGUAACACAGGAGCCCAAACAGCCAUGGCAAACAGCAGCUGAAAAGAGGCCAAAUAAGAAAUGGGAUUCCCAUCGCAAGAGGAGGCCCCCCCGGGUCCCACCAUGCCCACGCCCCGUCUCCAGCCUGGAGAGCAGAGCCCCGAGGCUCUCCUCCCUUGCUCCAGAGGAAAAAGCCAAGGAGAUUCCAGAGAGGAGGAGGAAGAGACCCAAACCCCCCUAUAAGUGCUUCAGCUUCGAUGAUGUUUGGAUGGAGAGGAAUCAAAAAACGAAGCUGGAGAAGGAGGCACAGCCAGAGGGAGGGGUUCAGUUGCAACAUCUCCCAAAGGACACCUCAAAAGCUGGAAUAAGUCCAUCCAUCACAUCUCCUGUUGCCUUUGACAUCCUGCCACUGAAGCUGCAUCCCUUUUCCCAGAGCACUCCGACAGGGCUGGACUGCGUGGGCUGGAAACGGCGCAUCUCUGCUCCCGUGAUCACGGAUGGAGCGCUGGACAAGACAGCCCUGACAGACGAUGUGGGGAGCGAGGAGGAUCUGUAUGAGGAGUUCCGCAGCUCCAACCACCGCUACGGCCACCCCGGGGGCGGCGGCGAGCAGCUGGCCAUCAACGAGCUCAUCAGCGAUGGCAGCGUGGUGUACGCAGAGGCGCUCUGGGACCACGUCACCAUGGAUGACCAGGAGCUGGGAUUCAAGGCUGGCGAUGUCAUCGAAGUAAUGGAUGCCACCAACAAGGAGUGGUGGUGGGGAAGGAUCCUGGACAGUGAGGGCUGGUUUCCAGCCAGCUUUGUACGGCUGCGAGUAAACCAGGAUGAGCCCAUGGAAGAUUAUCCCCUGAAGGUGGAGGGGGGCAAAGAGGACGAUUCCCGACGCUUUGGGAUGGGCCAGACCACCAAAGACCAAAUGAGGACCAAUGUCAUCAAUGAGAUCAUAAGCACAGAGAGAGACUACAUCAAGCACCUGAAGGACAUUUGUGAGGGCUACAUUAAGCAGUGCCGCAAGAGAGCAGACAUGUUUACUGAAGAGCAGCUCAAGAUCAUCUUUGGGAAUAUUGAGGACAUCUACAGGUGCCAGAAGAAAUUUGUUAAAUCACUAGAGAAGAAAUUUAACAAAGACCACCCACAUUUGAGUGAGGUUGGCUCAUGCUUCUUGGAAUAUCAAACAGAGUUCCAGAUCUACUCUGAGUACUGCAACAACCACCCCAACGCGUGCAUGGAGCUGUCGCGCCUCACCAAGGUCAAUAAGUACGUUUACUUCUUCGAGGCCUGCCGGCUGCUGCAGAAGAUGAUUGACAUCUCCCUGGAUGGUUUCCUGCUCACCCCCGUGCAGAAAAUCUGCAAAUACCCCCUGCAGCUGGCAGAGCUGCUCAAGUACACCAACCCCCAGCACAGGGAUUUCAAGGAUGUGGAGGCUGCCCUGAACGCCAUGAAGAACGUGGCUCGGCUCAUCAACGAGAGGAAGCGGCGCCUGGAGAACAUCGACAAGAUCGCUCAGUGGCAGAGCUCCAUAGAGGACUGGGAGGGAGAAGAUGUCCUAGUCAGAAGCUCAGAACUCAUCUAUUCUGGGGAAUUAGCCAAAAUCUCCCACCCUCAAGCCAAGAGCCAACAGAGGAUGUUCUUCCUCUUUGAUCACCAGCUUGUCUGCUGCAAGAAGGACCUUCUGCGCAGGGACAUCUUGUACUACAAGAGUCGGAUCAACAUGGAUGACAUGGAAAUACUGGAUGUGGAAGAUGGGAAAGACAAGGACUUUAAUAUCAGUGUGAAAAAUGCAUUUAAGCUGUACUGCAGAGACACUGAGGAAGUUCAUUUAUUCUGUGCAAAAAAGCCUGAGCAGAAACAGCGCUGGCUGAAGGCGUUUGAGAAUGAAAGGAGGCAGGUGCAGCUUGACCAGGAGACAGGUUUUUCCAUCACAGAGGUGCAGAAAAAGCAGGCAAUGCUGAAUGCCAGCAAGCAGCACCAUGCUGGGAAGCCCAAGGCUGUCACCAGGCCCUACUACGACUUCCUGAUGCGGCAGAAGCACCCCACGCUGCCCAGCGCGCUGCCCCAGCAGCAGGUCUUCAUGCUGGCAGAGCCCAAGCGCAAGCCCUCGAACUUCUGGCAGAACAUCAGCAGGCUGACGCCCUUCCGGAAAUAGGGGCAGCCGUGUUUGUGCCUGAACCCCUUCUGAGAAAGCACUUUAUCCAGCAGUCCUGGCAGGCUCAUCCAGCCCUGUGUUUACAGAGGAUGGCACACGUGCUCCUGCCUUCCCUAUUUAUUUUGCAGCCUGGCUGAGCCGCUGGCUCCGAGGCGAGGCCCCGUGGGCGCUCGCACAGCCGCGGGCAGCGGUGCCACAGCCAGCCCUGCACUGCCCAGCAGGCACAGCUCCAGGAGCACACAGCAGGGAGCUGGACAGGCUGCAGCCCAGGGAGUUUGCUUGUCAGCUGUACUUGGACUCACUCUUUCCUGCUGUGCCCACCACUGCUGGCUGGCAGCUGUCACAGGGGAUGGCAGCUGAUGGACCCCGUGCUCAGAACAACAGUUCAGAGUCCAUGAUGAGGAGGGAUGAGCCCUUCUGCUCUGCCCAGCCCCAUGCCCUGCAUUUCUCAGAGCUAUGAUCCUACACGUGUCCAGCUAACUCAGCAGCCUCUGCAGGCACUCAGACAGGGCACAGUGAGCACUGCACUGUGACCUCCUCCCUCCCUCUAGUCCAACAGCACCGCUGAACGGUGUCCUACAUUAAACUGUGCCAACCUGCAGCAUGAGUCAAGUGGAAGAAUCUCUCUAGUGGGUUUGAGUUACAUAAGUUAGAGAAAAACGUGCCUAAUUAAUACCAUACUCAAUUCUUUAGAUUCUCGUCUCUCCAUCAUUCUGCCAUAUUUCCUGGCCAAUGAAAAUGCUCAUUGUUUGUAAUGUGUUUAUUUAUGGUAAAAAUCAGAACUGUGUAUUUUGUAAGUCUGUAAUUGUUCUUGUCAGAUGUUGUUAACUUGAUGCCUGUUUUGUCUGUUUAAUUUCUUUUUUUUUUUAAAGAAAGGUCAAUAUUUGCAAACCUAGCUCCCAGAAGUCAGAGUCUGCUGUUCAACUCUGCAACGUCAUUGUUAUGCAAACUCCCACAGUCCCUCAAAUUCAAGGAGUAUUACUGACACUUUUAAAAAUGGAAAACCACUUUAUAAAGGCCUAAACUUAGCAUAAAGAACCUCACUUUAAGUACCUAAGUUUCAAAUGAUGGCCAAAAAGAAUGAAUUUAAACCUUGGUUAGCAAAAAAGAAAGAUUUGCCUUACCAUAGUGAGAGUUAGAAGCCAUACUGACUGAAUUCCCUAGAUUAGGAGACAUCCUGUGACAGUGGAAGGAAGACACUGGCUCAUUCCAGCUCAAGUGUGAGUGAGCACUAACUGUCUGCAGAGCUCAGAGAUCCAGUGUUUGUUGAUGCUGUAGCUGACCAAAGUCUGGUCAUCCAGGGAUAUCUGAAUUCAGUAGCAUGUACAAAGUCCUUCUUGCACUAUAUCUUCCCCCCAGACCAACCAGGGGCAACAUUUAAUUUCAUAAAGAAACUUGUAAAAGUGA